CCGCUCUCGAAAUUCCUAAUAGAUCAAAGGUGUGUGGCCACCACAAAUUUUACAGUUUAUCCGUCGACCUCCUACCGUUGCAUAUGUCAGUUCUCCCCAUCCUUGCGCUUCUACCUGAAGUAGAAGAGUUCAUUUCUCAAAAGCUUCAGUAAUGGGCGUUUAAGAGCUCGAUUUGUGGAGCAACUAAUGGAAACAGUGCUUUUAGCAUUUCUCUUAUGAGGAAUAUAUAUAUUUAUCUCUCAUUUUGUGGGAAGAAGAAGAAGUGCUUCAACAUUUCUGCCUGAAACCGAGCUCGGAACCGUUUCAGGAAUCGAUGGGGCAAGGUGAUGAGAGUAAUGGUACAGAUCCGAAAAAACGCGCACAGUCUGUUAUUGAUGUAGCACCUCUCCGUACUGUGCCCUACACAGGUCCUCUCCCAACAUAUGGACCUGUGGAGGGAUAUAAAACAUCCUCGACCUCAUCUGAAAAUGAUGAAUCUUCAGAGAAUGCCAGCACUCAACCAGCAAUGGUUUAUUUUACUGAUCUUUCGACUCCCGAAGAGAAGACCAGUCUUUUUGCUGCGGCCAGUGCUAAAGCAGGGAGUUUGAUUACUGGAACUGCUCUAAUGGGGAAAGUAGGAAAUCCUAUAGGAGCUGUUGAUAUUCUAGAGUCUGAUACCAAGUAUUUGUUCCGUGUCUCACUCCCUGGUGUUUCAGCGGAUGCAGGUGCUAGCAUGGAUGUCCGCAAUUUUGCCGGAAUGGAGAAGAAGGCGGCCAAAGAGCCAAAGAAGGAGACGAGCAUUCAAAAGCCCGUUGAUGAUUUUUUUUUGAAGGGCAGUGAGCCCUCGACUGUCCCCGUUGAUGCUGCUGCUGCUGCGAAGAGGAAGGCGACAGACAAGGAUGUUGCCCCCGUCGAAAAGAAACCAAAGAAGGGGGAUGCCGGGAAGAAGGCUCCUCCGGUCCGGAUCGUGGAUGAGCACUCGACUUUUGAGCCUGUGGCUGUAGCAGCGACGACUCCAUCUGACCCCCCUUCAGGAGACUUCCCUGGGGAGACCGUACAAUUCUCCCUUGUCAGAGGAACCGCCGUGAUGCACGACACAGUUGAUCCGAAGACGUUCCUGAGGGGCAUCACUUCGGAGAUAGAUAGGGCAGCCCUCGACACCUAUGAUGAUGAUGCCCUCGAGAACAAGAUCCUCCGGUCUUCUCUUACUGCUUGCAUCGCCCUUGGUGAACAAGCCCGGAGGGGGAAAGAGUUGCGUCUUGAGAAGGCGCAACAAGAUGAGCAGUUGAAGAAGCUUGUCCACGACAAUGUUGACGCCGUGAGGCAGAUUGCGAAGCUGGAGGAGGACCUUCGGCAGGCGAGGGCUAAGUCAGAGAGAGCUAGGGUGGAGGGCCAGGCCGAGGGCAAGUCUGAGGCUGAAAAGACCGCUGCUGAGGUUGCCAAGAAAGCCGCCGAGGAUGCUGAGGCCGCCAAAGCGGAGGCUGUUGUUAAAGCCCAGGAGGAAGCUGAUGCUACCUUUAUCGCUAAGGGCUGGAGGGCUGAGGGGAGAAAACAGUGGGUGGCCUCAGUGGUGGAGGCCUCGGUAGACGAGUGGGUGGCGGGCCCCGGUGCUAUGUGGCUAACCCGGAAGGGCAUAGAAUAUUACGAUGGGGGCGAGUUCUUUACUCAGGCCCUCAUCUACCGGAGGCUGGCCCGACACUAUGGGGUGGAUCCGAAGGACUUUGAUCCAGCAGCCUAUGGCCUUCCCCCCCUCCAGCCAGACGUCAGAAUCCCCCUCCCUAAUGAUGUCGAGAGACCUGACCUUGAAGAUUCAGUGCUGAUGCAGGAGGCUGAGGAUGAUGAUGCAGAAGCCGGGGGGGAUGUCACUUCGAAGCUUGCCGAAGGGGGUGCUGCCGAGGUUGCUGAUUCUUGAUUGUACUUAGACAAUUCUUAGUAAUAUCUUGUAACAAACAUUUAUAAGCUGUCGGCUUCGGCCAAGAUGUAACAAACACUUAACAUUAUCCUUCUUUUGAUGAAUGUACGCACCCCUUCGGGUAUUCGAUGUUUGAAUUUUAUAACUUUCUUCUCUUCUGGUGAAUGAAU
This is a messenger RNA of Cuscuta europaea, 2061 nucleotides long. The record is from the annotation of a GenBank genome assembly. Lineage: Eukaryota; Viridiplantae; Streptophyta; Magnoliopsida; Solanales; Convolvulaceae.